AUGCCUACCUUCGCACAACCAGUUCCCGACGACAUCGUCGCCUCGUCGGGGCUGCGGUCAAAAUUCCGGCCUCAUGUGCACGGCAACUACCAGAUCUGCGUAGAGCCGUCAAAGGGGAUGGAGACUUUCUACAACGACGCCAUGUCAACGCAGCUCGAGUCCAAGACUCUGGCAGAUAUCCCAGGGCUCGGGCUGGUCCACCCAAUGGCGCUGGCCAUGGCGAACUGUCUUCCGGAGCGGUUGCCGGCCAUCACACGAUUUGCGGAUUUCACUAUUCUGAAUGAUGAUUAUUAUGACAUUGCAAAGAGAGACGAGAUUGAGAAAGUCAACAGUGAUAUCCAAAAUGCGCUGCAAGACGCCUCAGCACCUGGCAGCAAGACCCAGAGCUCGGCCGGCUCUGAUAAAGACUUCAAGCCAAAACAGAUGCAGGCUGCUCUUGUACUUGAGCUCAUCAUGCUGGAUCAGCAACUUGCUAUGGACAUCAUGUCGUCCUACAGCCAGGGCCUUGAUGUCGCCACCUUUGCUCCGGACAACCUCAGAACUUUGGACGAGUACUUGCCCGUGCGGAAGGUCAACUCAGGUCUUGACGUCACCGCUGAAAUGGUCUGCUUCGGCAUGGGCCUCCGUAUCUCCCCCUCCGACAAAGCCAAGCUCCGCCCGGUAGUCGACCUCGCCAACUUCGCCAUCACCGUCGUCAACGACCUCUACAGCUGGCCCAAAGAAAUCAAAUGCCACCUCGAGACCCCAGGCUCCGAACUCCCCUUCAACGCCGUGGCCGUCCUCAUGCGCCACGGCGGCUACUCCGAGCCCGAGGCCUUCCGCAUCCUGUACGCCAAGCAGGCCGAGCUGGAGGCCGAGCACCUCCGCCAGCUCGACGCGCUGCGCGCGCAGGAGGGCGGCCGACUACCCGAGAACCAGGAGCUCUACGUCGAGAACGCGCAGCGCGCGGUCUGCGGCUCGGAGCUGUGGAGCGUGUAUACCAGGCGGUACCCGUCCAAGGCGGACCUGCGGCAGCCGGAGGUUGAGUUUGUGGACGGGGCGUUCAGGUAUGUGGCUGACGGCGAGGGCGCCGGUGAGGAGAAGGUUGUGUCUGAGAGUGUGGAGUCGUUGCCGACUACUGAGGUCGAGGACGAGUUCUCCUCGUCGGAUGCGUCUCCCGGCUCGGUUGACCAGGCUAUUUCGACCCCGCCGUCGACGACGUUCUGCAGCUGUGAAGAUGAGGAGGAGCAUAUUACCAAUGUGAAGGAAGUAUGCGAAGACGAGGCAGACGGUGUCCGGGACAUGUCGGAUAUCUCCCAGAAGUCCAAGAAGAAGAUCGACACCCUGCUUCCGGAAGGACCUGGACUCACCACCUACGCGUCCCGACUUGAGGCUGCUCCCGACCACGCCGUCAUCGCCCCAAUCAAGUACCUCGCCACACUCCCCUCCAAAGGCGUCCGCGACACCUUCAUCGACGCGCUCAACUGGUGGCUCGAGGUGCCCGAAGACUCGCUGCGCACCAUCAAGACCAUCAUCAGCAUGCUCCACGACUCAUCUCUAAUUUUGGACGACAUCGAGGACGACUCUACGCUGAGGAGAGGCAGCCCCGCGGCGCACAUGAUCUUCGGAACAGCGCAGUGCAUCAACGCGGCGAACCACAUCUUCGUCAUGGUGCUCGCCGAGCUGCAGAAGCUGCGCAGCCCAUUGAAGACGGCUAUCCUCAUCGAGGAGUUGGAAAGUCUUUUCGUCGGACAGGCAGAUGACCUGCACUGGAAAUACCACGUCGACUGCCCCUCGACGGAGGACUACAUGGAGAUGAUCGACAAUAAAACCGGCGGCCUCUUCCGUCUCUGCGUCAGACUCCUCCAAGCAGAAUCAACAAGAACCGACGUCCUCGACCUCGACCCACGCCCCUUCGUCCGGCAACUAAGCCUCUUCUUCCAAAUCCGCGACGACUACCAGAACCUCGUCUCCGACGCCUACGCCAAGCAGAAGGGCUUCGCCGAGGACCUCGACGAGGGCAAGAUCUCGCUGCCCAUCAUCCUCACCCUGCAGCGCGCGCGCACGCGCCCCGAGAUCAUGGGCGUGCUCAAGCACAAGCAGCCCGGCCCGAUGGCGAUGGAGAUGAAGCAGUACAUCGUGAGGGAGAUGGAGAAGUGCGGCGCGCUCGAGUCCACAAGGGAGUUGUUGCAGGGGAUGCAGGAGGACUUGAUUGCGGAGCUGAGGAGGUUGGAGGGCGACUUUGGGGCGAAGAACGCGACGUUGGAGUUGGUGUUAAGGAGGCUGUGGAUCUCUUGA
This is a messenger RNA of Colletotrichum siamense, 2277 nucleotides long. Its product is annotated as Ophiobolin F synthase. Gene Ontology annotation, molecular function: prenyltransferase activity. Gene Ontology annotation, biological process: isoprenoid biosynthetic process. NCBI's taxonomy places the organism in Eukaryota, Fungi, Ascomycota, Sordariomycetes, Glomerellales, Glomerellaceae. The record is from RefSeq and is a predicted model, not a curated record. The coding region runs from base 1 to 2277 and encodes 758 amino acids. The transcript is spliced from 8 exons.